This is a messenger RNA of Caenorhabditis elegans, 2221 nucleotides long. It is a transcript of the gene sepa-1, whose product is annotated as Protein sepa-1. Gene Ontology annotation, cellular component: nucleus; cytoplasm. Bases 16 to 2124 code for a protein of 702 amino acids. NCBI's taxonomy places the organism in Eukaryota, Metazoa, Nematoda, Chromadorea, Rhabditida, Rhabditidae. Gene Ontology annotation, molecular function: transcription coregulator activity. The record is from RefSeq and is marked reviewed. Gene Ontology annotation, biological process: regulation of DNA-templated transcription; autophagy. The transcript has 3 exons.
AGAAAAAUCUCCAAGAUGACACCUCUUUCUGCUCUUACCUCCAAUCCAGCGCCUUCACCUCCACCGAAGUUUGCACUCGGAAAGUGCCCUGCCACUGCUAUCCACGUGGUCAGUGUUCUUCGCCCAAACAGACAACGCUUUUGCUAUGAGAAAACGGAUGCUGGUGAUUUGAUCCCUCACAAAUGCCUCAUAUGCCAACCAAUUCUCACCGAGAAGCACAUUUCUCCGUACUACGCUGUCUACAGUGACCUACUCGAAGAUUUCGUGCUCUUCGGGUAUAAUACAAUGACCGGGAAGAUGGAGCAGUUUAUCUACGCUUUCAAGACGGAUUGCUUUGUUGAAGUGAAUCGUCCCGAGAUUAAGUACAAUCCGGCGUUUCUUGUUAAAGGAAACGUUGUGGUUGCUCUAAAUGGUCCUGAAGGCGAGCUGGUCGUGAUUGAAAGAGAUUGCCGUGGUCUUCUCAGUAAGGAAUCUACAAGUUAUGGACAGUUCCGAACUCUUCCAACAGCUGCUUUAAGGACUCUGACGCUUCAAGAUCUGGAACGUGAUAGGUGGGAUAGAGCCGCGAAUUCUGAUGAAGUCAAGAUUUCAUCAGGUAAUGAGAGCUUUGAUAGACUCUACGCAGAGUAUCAGAAGAAUCUCCCACGAUUCCAAGUUCGUCAAUGUCUGCAUUUGAACAAAGAAUUUCUAUGCGUCUAUUCAAAGACUAGCGGGGAUUACACAAGACUCGAGUACAUUGACGAAACAGGCGACUUCCAGAAGAUUUCCUGCACUCUUUGCACAUGUGAAGUCACCGAAUCGAACCUUAUUCCAUUGUAUGUGGAGCGUAAUGCAUCCGAAUUGGUGAUUCAUGUUCAUAACACCGAGAAUAAUCAAAUCGAGCAGUACAUCUAUGAUGUCCGUACAUUUGGAUUCGUUCAAGUUAAACGCAAUCUAGUUUAUGAUCCGAAAAAGAUCACCAGUGGGCUGAACUUGUUUAUGGCGGAAAAUAUAGACAAUCGCAAGGUGUAUAUGAUCAUGAGAGGUCGUGAUGGAAGACUUCAGAAAGAAACAUCUGGAAGUGGAGGCUUCGAGAAGAUGCAGCCAGUUGCGGUGAAAACAUUCCAAGUUCAAUGGGUUGAGAUGAAAACUGAAUUCGAAAAGAAGAAGGCUAGCACGGAGCGAGUCGAGCCACAACAUCCAGUUCAGACGGAGGGCGAAGAUAUAAUGGAAACCGUGUUAGCGAUGGUUGAAUCUUUUAAUUGUGACUUGAGAAAGGAACUUGGAUUGACACAGGAUCAAGAGAUUCCCAGAAAGGCGCCUAGAGUGGAAUCAGCUGAGACGGAAGAGAAUAUAGUGAAGAAUCUCGAGAAGCUCCAAAUUGCGAAGGAUCCCGAAGAGCCGACUACAGCUGCUUCUGAAGGUGGAAAUACAUAUGGGUAUCAGGAAUUGGACGAUACGAUGUCUGAGGGCUUAUUGGAAAAAGAAGCAGAAUCGAAGCAUCAGGACGCCAACGAACCAGAGCCUGUGAAGAAUGUCACCUAUGAGCCGGAUGUUGCAGCAAUGGACAAGAAGAAAAAGCGGAGAGAGCUCAAGAGUCGGCUGAACAAAAUUAAUGCUCAAAUUGACGAGUUGGAGAAACGAAGAAUGGAAAGAGCCGGAAAGAAACAAGUCGUCUCAAGCUCAGUGCCUUCGGAAGAAGCUGCUCAAGUUGAAGCACCUGCUUCACCUGCUCUGGCCGAGAACACUAAUCAAAUCUCAAACGAAGAAACACCUAAAAUUGAUAUAUUUGAAGGGUACAAUGGUUCUUUCUUGUUCGGGACAAACACAUCAAAGGAAUGGAUCGUUGAAGACAUCCGAAAUCACAUGGUUGGAAAAUUGUUGAAAGCGUUCUGGCCAAGAAUCCAGAAUGUAGAAGAGAUGAAUGGUGAACUGUUUAAAAAGUUGAUCGCCAAUGCCAGAAAAUGUGAAACGGAGAUUUUGGAAGCAUCGAAUGACCGAGAUGAAUACUAUCGUUUGAUGCAAUUAACAGUUGACCAGAUUCUCAAGAAAACUUUAAAAAAAGACCAACGAGCCACUGAACAUAACCACCAACAACCAACACAAAGCUCCGAUGAACUUGCCAAAAAUCACGAGAAAAACUAAAUCAGUUCACAUUCAUUUUCUUUUAUAUCUCUUGCUUUUGCUUAUAUCCUGUAAUGAAUGCGUGCUUUAUCCCAAAUAAAUAUUAAAUUGAUAAGUA